Messenger RNA from Rhopilema esculentum, 1267 nucleotides. RefSeq names its product replication factor C subunit 3. Gene Ontology annotation, molecular function: DNA binding; DNA clamp loader activity. The record is from RefSeq and is a predicted model, not a curated record. Lineage: Eukaryota; Metazoa; Cnidaria; Scyphozoa; Rhizostomeae; Rhizostomatidae. Gene Ontology annotation, biological process: DNA-templated DNA replication; DNA repair. Gene Ontology annotation, cellular component: DNA replication factor C complex; nucleus.
UGACGAGGCUGGACUCGAUUUCAUAUUCAUCCAUUUGGCGCCAAAAUUUAGGCCAGUGUUUCGAAUGAAAAACGCUUGGAGAAAAACUGUUAAAGUGGAGUCUUAGAGAAACAAAUUAUACAAUUAUCCGCAAUAUGAGUUUGUGGAUUGACAAACAUAGGCCAACGUCACUUGCAAAACUAAGUUAUCAUCUAGAACAAGCCAAGCAUUUGAAGAAAUUGAUCAAUGGAGGUGACAUUCCACAUCUUUUGGUUUAUGGACCAACUGGUGCUGGCAAAAAGACAAGAAUUAUGUGCAUUCUUAGAGAAAUGUAUGGAUCAGGGGUGGAGAAAUUGAAGCUUGAUCAGCAGUCUUUCCAGACUCCAUCAAAGAAGAAAAUUGAAAUCACAACAAUAUCAAGCAACUACCACAUUGAAGUUAAUCCAAGUGAUGUAGGAAUUUAUGACCGAGUUGUUAUUCAAGAGCUCAUAAAAACUGCAGCACAAAUGAACCAGUUAGAUUCAAGCUCCCAGAAAUCAUUUAAAGUUGUUGUUUUAAUGGAGGUUGAUCGCCUUACAAAAGAUGCCCAACAUGCAUUGAGACGAACAAUGGAGAAAUAUGUUGCUACCUGCAGAAUUAUCUUAUGUUGCAAUUCCACCAGCAAGGUCAUUCCUGCCAUUCGAAGUAGAUGCCUUGGUGUGAGGGUUUCUGCUCCAACAAAUGAACAGAUAUGCCAAGUUCUCCAGAAUAUUUGCAAAAAGGAGGGGCUUGCACUACCUCCUGAGUUGGCAGCUAAAAUAUCUGAGAAAUCCAACCGCAACUUAAGAAGAGCCAUUCUGAUGUGUGAAGCUUGCAGGGUGCAACAAUAUCCCUUCAGCCAAGACCAAGUCAUUCAGGAACCAGACUGGGAAAUCUACCUCCAACAAACUGCAUCAUUGAUUAUUGAGCAACAGAGUCCACAAAGGCUCCUUGAAGUGAGAAACAGACUAUAUGAAUUGCUCAUUCACUGCAUACCGCCAGAUAUUAUAGUGAAGGGACUGUUGAAAGAGCUAGUGAAGAACUGCGAUGGAACAUUGAAAACAGAAGUGACACAGAUCGCGGCUUCUUAUGAACACAGGCUGCAGCUUGGAACAAAAGCAAUUUACCAUCUGGAGGCAUUUAUUGCAAAGUUCAUGAGUAUUUAUAAACGGUUUUUGGAGGAAGGAAUGGCUGGAAUGUACUGAAGUUUAUAUAUUUAGUCUGAUGAUGUAAAUAAAGCAAAAUGGUAAUAAAUGUUUAGUUAACAAAG